GUCGGGUCUGAUUGUGCCUGCAGCGUGUUGAAGGCGAACAUUUCAAAGUUGUUUGCUGGAGCCACAUAAGACUCAUGACAGUCGCCUUUGAUGCCUAGUGCGGCAGGCAGAGUCUGCAGGAUCUUGACUGACUGGCCUUGUAGAGAAAUGGAUGAGCUGGUGCAAGAUCUAGUCUCUGCUCUGGAGGAGACUUCUGAGCAUACACGAAAGUACGUAAAUUUUGAAGGUGAAGCCUCCCGUAACUCAGCUUCAUGCCUACUGAUGCGACAGACCAGGAAAAGGAAAGUCAGGAAGAGGCGUAUGGACAUUGGACCUCAGUGGUCUGAACAUGGCCACUGCAUGAGUGACGUCUCUGAAUCUAGUUUGGAGGGGACAACUCGUGACAACAGAGAAAAUAACAAUUACAGUGAUUCAGAUGACCACCUUACAGUUACCAAACGUCUGUCCUCCCUGAAUAUGACAGCAGUCAGAGGAAAAAGGCACUCCUGGCAUGAGUCGGACUCCAUCACAGACAGUAACUUAGCUGGUAGAUGUUUGCGAAGGAGAACGAAGGUCAAACGUAUGGCUGUAGAUUCACCAGCAGAGGUCACUAAUACACUUCACCCACUGACCCAGGGCAAAGUUCUAGCAACAACCUCAGAAAGAUGCCAGACAGAAACAAACCAGCUCCAUUUCCAUCUCCAAGUUCAGGAGAUAACCAAGGAUAAGAUCAUCAAACGAAAGCGACUUGAAGUCCCAGAUGAAGGAGUUGUUGUGGAAAGUGAAGAAGUAUGCAAUACAAAUAGAGACAAAAUGGAGAAUGAGGAACAGAAAGUCUCAGAUGAUAGUAUGAGUGACAGUGAAUCCAGCAGCCUUAGCAGCAGUGAUGGUGGCUUGUUUACCAAUGAUGAAGGAAGGCAAGGUGAUGAUGAACAAAGUGACUGGUUCUUUGAAGGGGAUUCUGGUGGAGCAUGUGCUAUUGCAGGGGUCAUUCCUUGGUGGGAGCAUGAGGACGUCCUGGACCUGGAAAAGGAAGUGCCAGAUCCGGUAUUUAAGAGCAUCUUAACAGGCACAUUCCCUCUCAUGUCGCAAACAGCUCAGAGAGGUUUUCAAACAAGACUAUCCCAGCUAUCUGGAAUGGGAAAAAGAAAUGGCAGAAAGGAGACUAGGAAGCUUCCCACAAACAUUAACAACCAUGAACCUGGCAGUAAUGAGAGUCUCAUCCAGUUUUCCCAGGAACCCCAUCACCAGGACCUUUGGCUUUGCCCUACAGCCAGUGAGGAGCACAGCCAGUUUGGAUACCAACAAGAAGUCCAUAAAGACAGAACAUCCAGAAAAAGCAACAGAUCACAAACAUCUGCAAGACAAACAAACGCUCACUUUGGAUCACUGUGCACAGGAGAUAUCAAACGCAGACGAAGAGCUGCCCCUCCCCCUGGACCCUUGGCUGCAGUAUUUGUAGGUGAAAAUGCCAGCCCUAUUCCAGAAACCAACAUUGGUAGUCGGAUGCUUCAGACCAUGGGAUGGAUUCCUGGCACAGGCCUUGGACCAAAUGGCAAUGGGAUUGCUGAACCUAUGAAAGCUUUAUGGCGACCAAAAGGGGUUGGACUUGGCUUCUGCUGACAGACAGUUAUUCAAUUUAAUGGAAACUAUACGCAUAUCAUUCGAAGUGACUUCAACUAGCCUUUGCUCAAGAAAGCUCAAAACAUCUAUUUCUAUAGUGACAAAUGGACAUCUCAAUAAUGUGAUUAUUAAUUGUUUUGAAAUCAACACAUGCUUUUUUCUGAUCAGAGUUAAUGUUGAUGUACUGUAUUAAUUAUAAUUGAGGAUUCCAGAUAUUAGGAAGUGAUUUUCAUUGUUGUACAUCAAUACACAAGUUCAAAGUUUUUGCAGGUACUAAUUCUAUCUCAUCCAAAGUGUGGUGUCUGAAAGAAGAGGCAACAGAUGUGAAUUUAUUGUGAAAUUUGGCAGUGCAAUGCCUCUUCCAAUACCCAUGAUAUGAAUAUCUCUGUAUGAUUUGUAAGUUUGUUAUUAUGUUACCACUGCUGUGCUUCAAUUGAAAAGAUGAUGAAAUAGAUGUUGAGAAAUGUGAUAACAGUUCUGCAACAAGCAACUCGGACCUAGCAGUUCAGAAAUGAUUUUCAGUGGCUGCAUACUAUCUGUAAGCCUUUUGUUUUUGUUCAAGUAAAUUUAUUUUAAAUUCAACAUUCGAUUUCUUUAAUGUCCAAAAAUAUUAUGUAUGUUCUCCAAAACUGAAAGGACUUUAUUAACAUAACAAAAUGUCAUUGAAUAGAUCCCAUAGUAUUAAAUAUAUCAUUUUCUAAAAUACAAUUUAUCUGAGAUUCCAGUUAGUGUGUAGAUAUCAGGUUUUUUAAUGAAAUAUUCUGUCUUGCUAUAUCACUUACACUUAAAAAUAAGCCAUGUAUUGCCGUGACAUAAGCUCUUAGUGCUGAGCCACAUUUGGAUGAACAGUGAGUAUUGUUGUGAUAAUAAUCAGAAUCAAAAUCAGGUUUAUUAUCAUUGACCUGUCAUGAAAUUUGUUAUUUUGUGGCAGCAGUAUAGUGCAAUAUGUAAAAAAACUAAAAGUUACAAAUACAAAUAUUAAAGUGUAAAAAAAGAACAAGAUAGUGAGGUAAUGUUCAUGGGCUGUUCAAAAAUCUGAAAGCAAAGAAACAACUUUCAUGCUUUCAUCUAUUGAAAGAAAACCAGGGUACAGCAGAUUACUAAACUUAUGAUUGAAUCAGGUUAAUGUACUAAGUUUUAGUAAACAGAACUGGUUUAGUAUUUGUUCUCAGAUUGUCUUUCUAAAACCUUAAUGCAAUUUAGCCUCAGCAUUUUACAUACAUAUUGCCUCCCAUCUCUCUAAGCAGGCACUUGAUGGCUCAUCCAUCCAUUACUUUCUUCUGCAGUUUGUAGCAAAUAACCUCCUUUAAAUCUCUAUAUGGCAUUAAAUUUAAGAUAUAUAUUUUUUUAAAUAUGAAUGCCUGGUAACCAUCUAAGUACCACUAAUCAUUUUUGCUCCUAUACAGAUGCUGUCCUAGGGUUGAGAGUUGUUAUCUUACUUAGUAUUUUAAGCUUGGACUAGAUAAUUUAUUUUAAAAAGUAUCAUUGUUUGUAUCAAAAUUGUACCCUUCAGUUGAUGGUUUGUUACUUCUAUAGUAGUAGUUACCAGUUGAUGAAGUAUAUUAAACUUCAUUAACAGGCUAGGCAAGCUAGGGCUACUUUUGCCUUUCUUAAAGUAAGCAGCAGUUAUCAUUUGAAGGGUGACUUACAUUACAUUCUAUGUUCUAAUAUGAGAUCAGUGUAAUCCCAUCUAUGUCAAAAGCCUUAAUUGCACAACUCUGCUUCAUGACAAAUCUUAAAACAAUCAGGAACUAUUAGGUCAUUGAGCUGAAGAAUGCAAUAGGAAAGAUAAAGGGAACCUGCUCUCCAUUUUAAAUUAACCUGAGAAUGAGCAUAUUUUUAUUGCUUCAAAAGCUGUCAUUUUGCUUUCUGUGAGAAGUAACAGAUUACUUACAAGCAGUUCUAAUGUACAGAAAUGGCAUCACUGAAGCAUUGCUAAGUACAUUAGAUAUGAAUGGGGAAAAACUGCUUAAAACAAUAUUUAUUAUUAUUAUCUGAAUUUAUAAUUAAAAGGGGGACAAGAAUUAUUGCUGGAAUGGACAAUUGCAUAAUUUACCAAAAUCAGUGUAGCUUGAUUAACAUAUAUAAUUGACAAUUAUAUUUUUCUUGUCCUUUCAAUGUAUUAAAGCAGCCACUGAUCAGAUAUUAUAGCUUACCUCCCACAAUACAAUAAGAGUCAGAUCCAAUUUUAUUAGCAACAGUGUGCUGGAGAGAAGGCUUGGCAUCUUGUAGUUUUGGAUUUGCUGUUUACGUGGAAUAUUCUGAAAAUGACUUUUAACAAUCAAUUCCUGUAGUGCUCAGGGUUCAGUCAAAAAUUACAAUUAACUAUUAUGGGAUUUAUCAAACUUGUGUUUUACGCUGUGUGUAUUUGUACUUGCUUCUAGUUUUAAUGUGCAUUGAUAAAAUAUCCACUUACCACAAAACAAUCUAAGGUUUGAACAAUCAGAUCUACUUUUUUUUUACAACAAUGUUAAUUUUCAGUGUAAUUUCCCUGCAUCAAUUAUUUGAGAGAUUGGUUAUUAGAAUGGCCAGCAGUUUAACUCUGUAUAAAACACCCUGUGAGAUUGGGAAGCUCUUACCUGAUAUUCUAUAAACAGAUAAAUAAAGAACA
This is a messenger RNA of Hypanus sabinus (Atlantic stingray), 4213 nucleotides long. It is a transcript of the gene gpatch2, whose product is annotated as G patch domain containing 2. Lineage: Eukaryota; Metazoa; Chordata; Chondrichthyes; Myliobatiformes; Dasyatidae. Bases 91 to 1602 code for a protein of 503 amino acids. Gene Ontology annotation, molecular function: nucleic acid binding. The record is from RefSeq and is a predicted model, not a curated record. The transcript is spliced from 10 exons.